Messenger RNA from Coniosporium apollinis CBS 100218, 297 nucleotides. RefSeq lists its product as uncharacterized. Gene Ontology annotation, cellular component: mitochondrial inner membrane. NCBI's taxonomy places the organism in Eukaryota, Fungi, Ascomycota, Dothideomycetes. The transcript is spliced from 3 exons. The coding region runs from base 1 to 297 and encodes 98 amino acids. Gene Ontology annotation, biological process: mitochondrial electron transport, cytochrome c to oxygen. The record is from RefSeq and is a predicted model, not a curated record.
AUGGGGGGUAGAUAUGAGAAGGAGUUUGAGGCUGUGCAGGAUGUGUUUGAGCUCCAGCGCAACCUCAACAACGCCUUCGCCUACGAUCUCGUCCCGUCCCCGUCCGUCAUCGUCGCUGCGCUGAAGGCGGCUAGGAGAGUCAACGACUACCCGACCGCUGUGCGGAUCUUUGAGGGCAUCAAAGCAAAGGUGGAAAACAAGGGCCAGUAUGACGAGUACCUCAAGGAGCUGGAGCCGCUAAGGGAAGAGCUGGGCAUAAACCUCAAGGAGUCGAUGUACCCGGAUCCUACUCGUUAG